AUGUCAAAUAGUGUCAAUAGACAAGGCGGUACCUUUGUUGUUGAAACCCUUGGCUGGGUGAUUCCUUUAUCUUCAACCAACAUCCAAGUCGUGUUCCUCUCAUAUUUCCCUACCUCCACCAUGCCCUCUCGCCUCGCUCAAUUCCAAUUUCCCCAAGGAUACGGCAAAGCCCCAAUGACAGUGUACCAAGUGGAAGGCAUCAUUGCCUCAAUCCCAGGAGUCACCGACAAGAUCAUCAACUGGUUUAAAGGGGAAUACCGCCAGGCGAACUCUUCUGAUAGGCUCAAGAAGGAGGUAAUGAUGCAGCAAAUGAUGCAAUAUUACAUUAGUGCUCUGAAAACGACGGGGAAGGACAAACCCACCGACCUUGAACCCCCAUGGUUCAAAUUCUUGAAGAGGCCCUCUGAACUCAAGAGGGCUCUUUUAACUGGGCAGUUAUCGCUGAACCCCCUGCUAAACCAAUCUACAAAGAUUUCCUUGCCGCAUGGGAUGCCCGUGGCAACGAUGAGCCCAAAGUCAUCACCAAACCAUCUAAUCCUCAGGAGAAUGCAAAGGGGAAGGGCCUUGUAUUCUGUGACUAUUGUACUCGACACGUCGACAAACACAUCCAAACACGAAUUGCUCUAA
Laccaria bicolor S238N-H82 is the source of this 627-nucleotide messenger RNA. RefSeq lists its product as uncharacterized. The record is from RefSeq and is a predicted model, not a curated record. The transcript is spliced from 4 exons. NCBI's taxonomy places the organism in Eukaryota, Fungi, Basidiomycota, Agaricomycetes, Agaricales, Hydnangiaceae. The coding region runs from base 1 to 627 and encodes 208 amino acids.